AAAACCCGGGAACGAGAUUGGGACAAUUAGAUGGGAUGAAUAAUCGAAAUUAAAUUGAAAGCGAAAGAGGGUGGCGUACUUGUAAAACUUGCUUGAAAUCGUACAAUUUUGUGAUCUACAAUUUACGAAUCAAAUAAUCUUGACAAAAUGUCUUUAACUGGAAUACUACUUGACGUUUCUGGUUCCAUGAAGGAGAACAUUGAAAGCGAUAUUAAUGAAGAAAGCACACCGUGGGCUGAAUCUAUUUUCAAAGUUAUUGAUGAUCUUAUCAAACACGACCUGUCUUCUGAAAAUCGUGUCUUCGCUGUUGGUUUUGGUGCAGAUUGUCAGAACAGAGAAAUCUUUGAUGUUAUUGGGACGAUUCACCAACUCGGUAACAUGAAAAUGCCAGCCUAUCAUGAAGACAGUCGAGCUGAGGAGAGUAAAAUCAAUGAAGUCUUUAACAUUCUGGAAAAGAAUGGUGCUCGCUCUAUCCGUAAGUGGGCAAAGGAUGUGUCUCUAAUUCAAAAAGUAGUGUCUGAUGUUAUGGCCUCACUGAUUUUGAAAAAACUUAAGACAGAUGAACAGUUUCUCAAGGAAUUUGUUUACGAAAUUUUACCAAAGGCUUGUCGAGACAUCGCUGACCCUAUUACGCAACGAGACCCUGCUACACUGGCUGGACAGGUCUUAACAACAACGGCUUUAGCAGUAGUCUUCAGCCCUUUUCUCGCAGCAGCGAUGGCACCGGCCAUAUUUUUCCCUGACAAAGUUGAAGAUGUAGCUAAAGUGGGUGCUAGCGCAUUCAGAGAAGCUACGGAAAAAGACAUCGAAGAAAUCGUCGAAAAGGUAAAGUGCUUAUUUUUGAAAGGCGUCUCGAGCAACUCCAUCUUCAGUGUAAAGAAUGCCUCUAACAUUAUCCGUGGAUAUGUUGAUGAAAAAGAACUUACGAAAGAGCGAGCGCAACAAUUGCUUGAAAAUGUUAAGCCUUUUAUUUAUGGCAGAACACCGUUGUAUCAGUCUCUUAAAGAAGCUGUAAAGUUUUUCAAAGAAAACAAUUCCGAGACAAAUAAAUUGCUUUUCAUCGUAUCAGAUGGAAUCCCUACAGAUGGCAGUAAUAAAGAUAUCGAGAAGAUCAACCAAAUUACCCGCAAACUAAAAGAAGCAGACGUGAAAGUUGUAUCAUCUUUCAUCACCAGAUCCAGAGAUAUUCAACCAAAGCGGUUGUACGAUACUUUGGAACCUUCUUGGGAAUCCGGAGCCAAGUUUCUGUUUCGAUUAAGUUCUGAAGUGCCAACACAGCUUUUACCACGAGCAAUUUUAGUCAAACAAGAUUGGAAAAUCGAUAUUGCUAACAAUGAAACGAAAUUGUUUAUGCAAGUCAAUCAUCCCGACAACUUAAGAGAAGCUUGCGAAAUGGCUCAAAAUGUCUGUUGUACUGAAUUUUUAUCUGAAUUGCUGGUAUCGAUUGAUCUUGAUAUUUAUAUCAACCAAACGACGGGUGGUUUUAAAGCACAGAAACAAGAAGGAGGUACCUGUUACGCGAAUGCAUCCGCUGCAGCCCUGCAUUUGGCAAUGCAUCGAAUUCUUGGUCGAGAAGCAGGCUAUCCUGAGUUUAACAUGUUGAGAAAGGAAAUGAUAGAUGCGCAUGGAAAAAAAGGUGCUAACACUGAAAAAGUUUUGAAGGAAAUGUGCUCGAAGUAUCGUUUGCACAGCAAAAAGGUUGGUAUCACGAAAGCGAAGGAAGCUAUUGUCAAGAAGCGCCCAGUGGUAGCAAGAUUUUCUCUUACAGAUGAUGAAUGGCAUGAGUUUUCAGAGUUCUACCGCAAUGAUCCGGAGGGUGUGCUCACGCGAAAUAAACUUGACAAACGUAAGCGCCCCAAAAACGCACCCACUCGAGGCCAUGCUGUUGUUUUGACCAGUUACAGCAGCAAAUGUUUGAUCUUGAUGAAUUCGUGGGGAGAAGAAUGGGCCGACAAUGGUUUCUUCAGAGUGCAAAAUGCAGAAGUUCUUCAACUAGAAUUCUUUGACGUUUACUGGACGUUGAAUGACCUGACUGAAAGGGAGAAAGAGUAUUAUCGAAAACAUGGCCAUGAAGUAGCUCAAAAAUUGAUGGAUUCGUUGAAAGGCUUGCAAAAUGCAAAAUACACAUGUCCAGAAUGCCACGAAGAGUCAUUAGUUACCGAAUUUACCGGAAAGCUGACAAAAGUCCAGUGUCCAAGAUGUUAUGAAAAUUUUUCGACCAACGACAACGCAGGAAAUAUUCUGGCACUAAACAUGUACUUGACCAUUUUAAGUAAAUAACUUUGCUCCGCUACUGCACUGUAUUAUUGUUUACAUGUAUUCAUAGUUAUUAACCCUGAAUGGGUUCUCUAACGAGCCCCUUGGUCCCGAACAAUUCGUGAAAACGGGACUGAGGUCUGCAUGUUCUUUUCUCCUACAGACCGAGCAAGCUGUUAACCUAUAUAUCCUUUCUUGUAUACUCAUAAAUUAUAACUCAAGGCCAGACCAGGCCAGUAUUUACAUUUUACAAUAAUUUGCACGUAGUACUAUUGUAGGAAUCAGUUAGAAUAGAGAAUUUUUUGUAUUUUGAUCCUUGCAUGUUUACAAUUAUAUUCUCUCUGCAACUAAUCAAAGUAAUUUUAAACAAUUAUUUGCUCUUACGAAGGACAAAAAUUGAAACCAUAGGCAUAGGCGGCGUGUUGGGCAGCUUCCACCCCCCUCUUGAAAUAUUUGAAUCUAGAAAAGUUUAUCAAAUUUUUAUUGAAUCUAACUAAAAUCCGAGGUAAGUCGGGUCCGUACGCCUAUGAUUAAAGCAAAAUCGUAACCACGAGUAAAGACCCUGGGUACGAGAUUGUGAAUAAAGCCGAUUUUAUAUGUUAACAUAAAGUUGUAAGUUGCAGAAAAAUGUGAUUAUAGUGUUGUGUGUUUGUUGUAAAUAUAUCACGUUGUAAAAUCACUGUUGUAAAUAGUCACGCAUGCGAUUGUAAAAUAUGGACAUAUUUUACGUAGGCGUAAAGAGAAGAUAUGAACCGGUCUUGUAUCGGGAUUUUAGUUAGGUUUUGGCAGUAAAUAAGAGUGGAAGCGAUCUUGUUUUCGUUGGCAUAACAAUAGUUUUGGUUAAAACCGAAAAUGUCAACGAAUGCGCUUGUUAUAGUUAAAACGAAAUCACCUUUUUGUUAUAUAUAUAGACAUGCAAAAUAAAGUAAAACUAGCAAAUCUAAA
Dendronephthya gigantea is the source of this 3201-nucleotide messenger RNA. RefSeq lists its product as uncharacterized. Gene Ontology annotation, molecular function: cysteine-type peptidase activity. Gene Ontology annotation, biological process: proteolysis. The record is from RefSeq and is a predicted model, not a curated record. Lineage: Eukaryota; Metazoa; Cnidaria; Anthozoa; Malacalcyonacea; Nephtheidae. The coding region runs from base 148 to 2280 and encodes 710 amino acids. The transcript is spliced from 3 exons.